AUGCACUAUUUGCAAAGAAACAAGAGGCGGUUAGGAAAGAUGUUGAAAGAGCGUUUGGCAUAUUACAAGCAAGGUUUGCAUUUUAUUAGUGGACCAUCGCGUAUGCGGUGCAAGGAAAUAAUUGGAGAAAUAAUGAGAGCUUGUGUCAUUAUGCACAAUAUGAUUGUGGAAGAUGAACGUGAUUCGUAUAUUCGUCAAUUUGAUUAUACAGAUAAUGAUGUUAAUUUUAAUAUAGUUAGGCCUGAAAUUUUCCGAAAUCGUUUACCUUCAUAUGAAAUGUAUCUUCGGAGUCAUGCAAAAAUUCGUAACAGAUCCAUAAAUCAAAAACUACAAGCAGAUUUGAUUGAAGAGAUUUGGAACUGA
Molecule: messenger RNA, 363 nt
Organism: Lactuca sativa (garden lettuce)
Lineage: Eukaryota; Viridiplantae; Streptophyta; Magnoliopsida; Asterales; Asteraceae
Source: RefSeq, a predicted model, not a curated record